AUGGCAUUAAGGAAGGAGAGAACCCUCUUAAAGCGGUAUAAGGAGGAGGAAGCAGAGCACGCACGCAUAGCUGCCGACCGCCGACGAAAAAUGGCUACCCUACAAAAAAAGAUAGAAGAACUGGAAGUCAAUUUCCAGCCGGGCCCCCAGCAUCAAGUGUCGAGCCAGCCGCAAGCUCACCCAAGCCCGCAACCACCUCUGCGAGACACGCCGCAAUCACGGGCAAACCACCCCGCACCCCCUCCAGCAAGCAACCAGCAACCACAACAGCAGCAAUCCCAGCCUCCACCAUCUCAGGAUGACCUCAAGUCCCAAAUGCAAGUCUGGCUGCAACAAAUGCAAGUACAACUCCAGCAGCAAAUGCAGCAGCAAAUGCAGGCCCACUUCAAUCAACUCAUAGCCGAGCUCCAACACUCAACCCUUGCCCCCACCCCGCCGGCACCGCCGCAGUUCCAACUACGUCAGCCCAUCCUCACCGUUAAUGUUUCUGGACAAUAA
Ixodes scapularis (black-legged tick) is the source of this 498-nucleotide messenger RNA. Its product is annotated as mediator of RNA polymerase II transcription subunit 15-like. The coding region runs from base 1 to 498 and encodes 165 amino acids. The transcript is spliced from 3 exons. Lineage: Eukaryota; Metazoa; Arthropoda; Arachnida; Ixodida; Ixodidae. The record is from RefSeq and is a predicted model, not a curated record.